CCCGAGCAGCUGAUAGCAGAGUCCAUCAGGAAGAAGAGCAGGUCCAUGCACCUUUCCCCUCAGCAGCUCCGCCUCUGCGUACAAGAGUACCAGGGCCAGUACAUCCUCAAGGUGUGUGGCUGUGACGAGUACCUGUUGGAAAAGUAUCCACUCAGUCAGUACAAGUACAUCCGCUCCUGUAUCAUCGUAGGUCGUCUUCCUCACCUCAUGCUGGUCUCCAAGGACAGUCUUUACUGUCAACUUCCCGCCUCCAGCUUCGUCACUCCUUCCUACAGUCGCCGGACCCCGCAGCCAUCUCCCUGUCCCGGAGGGACCGACGGGUCUCCGCCACGCUCGCUGUGGGCCUUCAACAGCCGGCUGAGGGUCCGACUGCUCUGCGCCACCUACGUCAACGUCAACAUCCGAGACAUUGACAAGAUCUACGUAAGAACGGGGAUUUAUCAUGGAGGAGAGCCGCUGUGUGACAAUGUCAACACGCAAAGAGUCCCAUGCUCGAACCCGAGAUGGAACGAAUGGCUGACCUAUGACAUCUACCUGGCCGACCUGCCCCGCUCAGCCCGACUCUGCCUGUCUAUCUGCUCUGUGAAGGGAAGGAAAGGAGCGAAGGAGGUAGGAAAGAAAUGGAGAAAGGAAACAAGAAGUAGGAGAGAAGAGGAAGAGAAGCCACCAAAUGAAUGACUCUCUGUCCAUUUG
This is a messenger RNA of Hippocampus comes (tiger tail seahorse), 693 nucleotides long. Its product is annotated as phosphatidylinositol 4,5-bisphosphate 3-kinase catalytic subunit alpha isoform-like. The record is from RefSeq and is a predicted model, not a curated record. The coding region runs from base 46 to 678 and encodes 210 amino acids. Lineage: Eukaryota; Metazoa; Chordata; Actinopteri; Syngnathiformes; Syngnathidae. The transcript is spliced from 6 exons.